ACAAUCUUUAAUUCCAGCAACACCAAUAAAACCAUAUUUUUAUCAACGUUCUAAGCUUUUAUCUGAGCAGAUAAACAUGACCAACAUAUAAUUAAUGAUUAGAUAUGAAGACAUUAAGAUACAAUAGGAGAGUACAGUCUCUGCAGCUGUUGAUGCUGCUCUCUGUUGCAACCUUAUAUGGACUUCCUCUCUGCUUCUUCUGGUUUCAAUCCAACCGUCUCCUUGGUUACGGGUCGUGGUAAACUGGGUUCAUGACUCCUCCAUGGUCGACCUUGACUGGUGCCUGGUGAAUCCUCUCUGUGACCUCAGCUGGACGUGAACUGAAGCAGCUGCAUCCAAAUAGUCUGAAGGACCUACAUAUUGUUUUUAACCACCUUUUACUGCCAAGAGAUGUUUCAGGCAAAAAAUAACAGGCCUUUAUUUUAGGAAUGUAACACUAUGAAACAUGGAUAUUUAAUUUAUUUGCUAGUUUAUUGGUUUUCAUUGGUUUAGUCUCUGCUUAACCAAGAAUCACUACUGUUUUUCAUAAACUUAAAAGUGGAUAAAACUCUGCUAUUCUGCAGCUUGUUCGUUCUGACAUUCAAAAACGUUCAGUUCUGUCUACCGCCGUGUUUUAUUGUUUUUGUUUCGUUCUUCAGUUGAAUUUGGCGCAACAUUUGAAACUAAUCAUCUUCCUGUUGAACUGGGCUUCUUGCCGGCUCAGCCAAUCACAGUCAGGGGGCGGGGCUAGAGGACUUCCUUUCGCUCUGUAUAAGAGCAGGUUCCCUCCGCCGCUGCUGCUCAGUCUUUACUGUAAACUCAGAGAGGAAACAUGCCCGAACCCGCCAAGUCUGCGCCCAAGAAGGGCUCCAAGAAAGCGGUCACCAAAACCGCCGGCAAAGGAGGCAAGAAGAAGAGAAGGACCAGGAAGGAGAGCUACGCCAUCUACGUGUACAAGGUGCUCAAGCAGGUCCAUCCCGACACCGGCAUCUCCUCCAAGGCCAUGAGCAUCAUGAACUCGUUCGUCAACGACAUCUUUGAGCGCAUCGCCUCCGAGGCUUCCCGUCUGGCUCACUACAACAAGCGCUCCACCAUCAGCUCCAGGGAGAUCCAGACCGCCGUGCGCCUCCUGCUGCCCGGUGAGCUGGCCAAGCACGCCGUGUCUGAGGGAACCAAGGCGGUCACCAAGUACACCAGCUCCAAGUAAACCAGCUGCCAAUACUGCUGCUGCUCGGACACAACAACACAACGGCUCUUUUAAGAGCCACACACACAACACUGAAGAGCAACACUCCUUGACUUUUGUCUGAAAUUUUUCAACAGUUGUCCUUAAAUUGUCUAAUUUUUAAACAUAAACAUGCUGAUGGGCUUUUUGUGUGAUCUGUUAAAGGAACAUUUUAAGAGUUUGACAAAACUACAAUCUGUAAAUGUUCCACUCAAAUGUUUUAGAAAUACUACAAAAUCAUAUGAAAUGGUUGUUGUAGAAUAGGAUUUACUCCUUCAUGAACUUUUGUACACAAAUUAAUUUCAAGAUUGUAACCAAAAAGACCCAAAGCUCACUGUGUUAUUGGAUGUAUCAUUUUAAAUUGAAUUAAUGGUGUGUUUUCAAAAGGAAACCGAUUCCAUGUCUGUACUGUCUAUCAUAAAACCCCAAAUGGGUUGUAAUUUAUUUUGCAGCAAAACAAUGGCCAUUGUGUUUUUUGAGCAUUUAAUUUUGAAUAACAAUCCAUCUGCUACACAGAAAUGUUUGGAUGUGUGAUGGUCUGAAAACAUUAAGGCCUCAUUUUGUUUAAGUGAAAUUAAUGUACAUCACAUUCCAGCAAUACUGUCUGAAUGUAACAAACUGUUGGAAUAACCUAGAAUAACAAAUG
Molecule: messenger RNA, 1850 nt
Organism: Gambusia affinis (western mosquitofish)
Lineage: Eukaryota; Metazoa; Chordata; Actinopteri; Cyprinodontiformes; Poeciliidae
Product: histone H2B 1/2-like
Exons: 1
Coding region: 812-1186 (124 amino acids)
Cellular component (GO): nucleosome
Molecular function (GO): DNA binding; structural constituent of chromatin; protein heterodimerization activity
Source: RefSeq, a predicted model, not a curated record